Parasteatoda tepidariorum (common house spider) is the source of this 692-nucleotide messenger RNA. RefSeq names its product MICOS complex subunit Mic10. The record is from RefSeq and is a predicted model, not a curated record. Gene Ontology annotation, cellular component: MICOS complex; mitochondrion; mitochondrial inner membrane. NCBI's taxonomy places the organism in Eukaryota, Metazoa, Arthropoda, Arachnida, Araneae, Theridiidae.
GUGAGUUUUAAUUGAUAGGAGUUUAAAUUAGCAGUGAAAACGACUAUAAGACAAGUAAUCUGAACACAUGUAAAUUCGUACAAUGUUUAUUUACUAGAAUUAUAAACGUUUCCGGCUACUUAUUUCUAGAAAUAAUAAUACUCUUUAUAAAAAUGUGCAACAUUAAAGUCUCAAGUAAUAGACGAAGUCAAUGUUUAAAAGAAAUAUUGAACUUUUCUUAAUCGUGACCGAAACUUGAAAAAAAUAAAUAAAAUUAUUUCUUUGAGGUUAUCUUCAAGAAGUCAAAUUUUGUGCAUUUGUUUUGGUAGUAAUAUUCGUCUAAAAUGAGUUCUAAAUCUGAAGAUUUUGUAGGAGAAACUUGGGACUAUUGUCUCGCUGAUUCACUUGUGAAAUUAGGUUCUGGAUUAGCAGUUGGAACAGUGCUUUCUCUUGUCAUGUUUAAAAGAAAGAAAUGGCCUAUAAUAUUUGGUAUGGGGGCUGGUCUUGGAAUGGGCAUUUCAAAUUGUCAGCAUGCUUUCAGAGAUCCUCAUCUAACUAAAAUGUUGAAUUAUAAGUUAAAAGAAAAAGAUACUAAAAGUGAAAAGAAGGAAUCUUAGAAAGAAUAUCAUAGUUGCAAAUUAUAAUAAAUUUAUGUUUUAAUAAUAUUGUUUGUAGUGUUUUGUAAUGUUAUAAAUAAAUAUUUAACGUAUAAA